AUGGAUGAUUAUGAGAUCGGGGAGGAGUCGGAGCGGGACGCGGUGUUCAGCAUCACGCUGAGGAAGGUGCAGCUGCACCAGGCGGCCACUAAGGGGCAGCGCUGGCUGGGCGUGGACCCGGACUCGGGCCUGAGCCUCUACGAGACCUGCCGGGUCCGGACCAUAAAGGCCGGGUCCCUGGAGAGGCUGGUGGAGUACAUGGUGUCGGCCUCCAGGGGGCGGGACUCCACCUACGUCACCAUCUUCCUCUGCACUUAUCGCUCAUUCGCCUCCACGCAGCAGGUGCUGGACCUGCUGCUCAACAGAUACGCUAAGCUCCAGCAGAAUGUGCCUCCCGCCGCGGCUCACAGAGGAUCCCAGGACGACUGCACAGAGCUGAGGAACACGGUGUCGUCCAUCUUGGGCGCGUGGCUGGACCAGUACUCGGAGGACUUCUGGAGCCCUCCGCAGUACGAGUGCCUGCAGCAGCUGCUGCGCUACCUGCAGCUGCAUUUCCCCGGAUCCGACCUGGAGCGCCGCGCACGCAACCUGCUGGGACACUUCCACCGCCGCCAGCAGCGCGAGCCGGACCCCGACGGGAUCCAGACCUACCUGCACACCCACCUUAGCCUCCUCCUCGGCCAGGUGCUGUUGAACGGACCCCUUCAGGGUCUGGUAGAGACCCAAACCGCCGCCCAACAGAAAGGCGCAGCCCAGGACCCUUCCGCCCCCGGAGCGCCAGGACCCGGGCGGCCUGGCCCGGAACCCGGCCCCGGAGGUUCCGUACGGCCUCCGGGGACCCGGGACCACCGCGUUACCCAGAAAACGGGUCACGGUUCCGGACCGGCGAACCGCGGGGGUCCCCAGAAGAGACAGGCCGACCUUACCGAGGGUUCUGGAGCAGGCGGCCGCCAUGGUCUGUCCCCGUCCCCGGACGGGGUCACCCGGAGGCGGGCGGAGGUCGAACCGCAGAUUUCUCCUGAACGCGUUCAAACCGUCAACGGGGGCGCUCUGGCCCUGACGCUGUACCAGUACAAAACCUGCCCGUUCUGCAGCAAAGUGCGCGCCUUCCUGGACUUCCACGGCCUGCAGUACCAGGUGGUGGAGGUCAACCCCGUGCUCCGGCAGGAGAUCAAGUGGUCCGCCUACAGGAAGGUGCCCAUCCUGAUGGUGGACGGGGCCCUGAACGUCCUCCUGGUGUUUUUUCUUAGGGAGGAGAUGAAAUGGCGGCAGUGGGCGGACGACUGGCUGGUGCACCUCAUCUCGCCCAACGUUUACCGCACCUCCGCCGAGGCCCUGGCCUCCUUCGACUACAUCGUGAGGGAGGGGAAGUUCGGCCCGGUGGAGGGGUUCUUCGCCAAGUACGUGGGCGCGGCGGCCAUGUUCAUAAUCGCCAAGAGGCUGAAGAGCCGACACAACCUGCAGGAGGACGUGCGGCAGGACCUCUACAAGGCCGUCAACGAGUGGGUGGCGGCCAUCGGGAAGAGCCGCAACCAUGAAUCUAAACCCAGAAAAUAG
Molecule: messenger RNA, 1497 nt
Organism: Menidia menidia (Atlantic silverside)
Lineage: Eukaryota; Metazoa; Chordata; Actinopteri; Atheriniformes; Atherinopsidae
Source: the annotation of a GenBank genome assembly